CUCUAAAGCCAGUUUAUCGUCUGGUUAUCCUGAAAUUAUCCUGUAUUUUCGUUUUCUUGUUUAUUUUUCUUUUAUUCUUCUCCUGAAACAGUUCCUCUUCAUUUUGGCACAAUUGUCUUUUAUUUUGAAACUUCUCACCUGAACUCCCACCUUGUGUUCUGUUUACCUUGACACUUGAGUUGCUAUGGCGCAACUUCCAUAGCAACCCAGACACUGAUACACCUAUUUAAUCGAUAUUAUUCACAAGAUGACGUCUCUUGUUUAUGAAGACAGAAGCGUCACUUUGACAUAAAACAUGCAAGCCACACAAGUGAUCAAGUCAAAGCCGGUGGAGGCCACGAGGAAGACGCUCGAGGGAACCAAACCGGUGAUGGUACGGCCGCCGGUUAAGGGAGCACGGAAUGAACUCAGAGUUCCGGUUGUGCGUAAGAGCCGCGCGGCGAGCUGCCCGAGGUGUCCGCAGCGGGACCGGUGUGAGGGGAACACCGCCUUAAAACCGAGCUGUGAGAGCAGGUCCAGGUCCAGGUCCACCGCCCCGAAGACGACCACGAACCGGGACUACCGGAGGGCGACCAGCAGCUCUGUGCAACGCGCGGCCGUUACCCCAAAAGGCCGGGAGAUGAGCGCCUGUCCGGGGCAGAGGGGGGAGCAGCAGGGGGUCCGGGCCGAGACGACACGUGCGAGUGAGAGCCACAAAGCUUUCACCGUCAUCCCCCCGGACCCCAAGAGAAGAAGAGAGAUCCAGAGAAAGGCGGAGGCGGAGCUCGCCGCUUUAGAAGAGCUUCGGCUGAGCAGAGCGAUGGCUUAUGUCUCCAUUGACCCCAGCAGUGUUGGUGGCUGUUUGAGUCUGGAGGAAGUACGCUUGAAGCAGCAGCAGGAUCUGAUGGAAGCCAAGAGGAAACAGAAACCGGUGAGGAAGCAGCUGAUGGAGCAAACAGCGGUCCUGAAAUGCUGAGUCAGCUCUCCUCACUCUCUUCUGGCAGCUAAACUCAAAGUCACGUGGUUUUAAACUGGAUUAACUUCACAUCUCCGAAUACUAAAUAUCAAUAAAACAUGUACAGAAACACACAAUGUAUACACAAAGAGUGACAUACAGAAAUAUACAUUUUGAUUACAGUUGUUUAUGUUGUGUCAUGUAUUUUGUAUAUGAAAUGUCUGUUAAAUGAGUCUCAUGCAACUGUUGAUGAGGCUCAUGGGAAAUGUAGUAUUUAGCACCAUUAAAUACACCAAACUUGAUUUGUCAGGUACAAAUUUGCAGUCGUGGAAGAAUGAAGUAUUCCGACAAAGUAGCAAUGACUCAAUUUUAAAGAUACAAGUACUUGUAAAAAGUAAAAGUACUCACUAUGCAACAAUGUAAGCAGCGUUUAAAUAUUGCAGCCGGCUGCAGUAAAUCUAAUUUGACUCAUUUUAUAAAUGUUUUCAUUUACUUUAUAACUGUAUAUUAUAUAUGAAUAUUCCUCUGAGUUAAAGUAUAAAGUAGCAUGAAAUUAAAAUGCUGAUUGGAGACAUUAUGUACCGUUUGAAUCUGGAGAAAAUGUGUUUUAUUAUCCAGGGAACAGAGAGUAGAUUUCACAAAGUGUGGCGUUCCUUCUUGACAUUUAUUACUUUAAUUUAAUUUAAUAUUAUUAUUUGUACUUAUUUAUUUACUUAUUAAAAUGUUUCUUCUCCUGUCAUAUUUACAAAUGUUCUAUUUUUCUGGACUUACUCUUUCUGUUAGUAUUAAGUAUUUUAACUGUAAAAUAUUUUAUUAUUUAUUAUAUAUCUAAAUUGACAAUCAAUAAAAACGACCUUUGAAAGAAAAAAUUAAAUACAGUAGUUGAGUAAAUGUACUUAGUUCCAUUCCAUGUUAAAAUGUUUAGAAGUGUUGUGUAGUUAUUUCGAUAAAUAUGUUGUUUUCUGUCUAGAAACACAGAUUUUGAUUUUCUUGCAGAGAAAUUAGUUAAAAACUACUCAUUUACUAUGUUUUGGACUUAUAUUGUUCUGUAUAUGGUCAUCAAAUUGGUUAGGUGUUGUAAAGUUUAGAGUUAAUAUCCAGGGAAUGAAUUUAAGUUAAUUAAUUGUCUUUUAUGUUGUUGUGUUUCUGUCGUUCCUCUCGUCCACCAGCAGAGGUCGCUUUCUGCCUGUUUCAGAGGCAGUGAAGAUGAACACACAGCAUGUUGUGUAAUUGAUGACUGACUUGUUCUUGGAAAAUAUUUGGUUCCUUCUAGGAAUAAACUAUGACAAUAUUAUGGUCAGAGUAGAACUUAAAAUACCAUAGGAGAAAGAUAAGGUUACACACAGACAAACACCAUGAACCAUCGGCCAGAUAUCUGUGUUUUUAUUGGGGUUUGGGUCCUAAUGUGACACCGGAAGUCUUUGCAUAACACUGAUUAAAGGACAAAUAAAUGUCA
This is a messenger RNA of Anarrhichthys ocellatus (wolf-eel), 2390 nucleotides long. RefSeq lists its product as uncharacterized. The transcript is spliced from 5 exons. The record is from RefSeq and is a predicted model, not a curated record. Bases 296 to 955 code for a protein of 219 amino acids. NCBI's taxonomy places the organism in Eukaryota, Metazoa, Chordata, Actinopteri, Perciformes, Anarhichadidae.